AUGGAAAAUAAAUAAAAUGAUGGGAAAGAUAAAACAUAUCAUUUUUUAAAUAAAGGUCAUUUUAAAUAUCGUUGGAUUUUACUUGGGUUUUGUAUUUGGAUAGUAGCAGGAGCAUUUUUUUGUUUUGAUGUACCAGCUGCUUUGCAUAAUACAUUAAGAUAACAUUUUAGUGAUGUAUUGACAGAAGGGGAAUUUGAAAUAUAUUUUAGUGGAUUAUAUAGUAUAUAUUCAUUUGCAAAUAUAUUUUUACCUUUCAUUACAGGAAGUAAUAUAUAAUAUAAGAUAAAUAAAAGGAAUGAGAGAUGCAAUGGGUGAUCGAAUAAUAUUAUUAUAGACUGUAUCAUUUGUUUUUAUAGGUUAAGGAUUGUUUGCAUAUGGAGUAAUGAUAAAAAGCUUUAUAGUAAUGUAUUUGGCAAGGAUAUUAUUGGGUUGGGGUAUAGAAUCCGUUUAACCAAUUUAAACAUCAUUUGUAUCACCGUAUUUUAAGGAUGAUUAUUUAGUAAUUAAAUGAAUUUAUAUAAAGGGAUUAACAAUAGGUAUGAAUACAUUAUUUGCUGGGUUUGGUUCUGUUGCUACAAUGUAUUUUUGUCCUUUGCUUGCUCUGAAAUAUGGAUUAUUAGUUGCUACAUCCAUUGGUUGUUUAUUUAACUUAUUUUGUAUUAUUUGUGCAAUAAUAUCAACAAGUAUAGAUAAAUGUGCAGAAACUAAAAUGUUAGAUAAUAUAGAUUAUGAUAAAGUAAAAUACAUGUAAUUGGCAUAAGAAGAAGAAUAAUAAUAAUAAUAAUAAUAAUAAUAAAAUAAUUAAUAAUCAGAAGUAAGUGUUUUUGAAUAAAUGAAAACAUAUCCAAAAUUGUUUUGGUUAGUAGCUAUAUAUUUUGGAUUAAAUUAUUCAUCAGUUUUAGGAUUUAUUAAUAUAUCAGUAGGAUUUUUGACUGAAAGAUGGUUAGGAGAAGACGAAGAAUCAGAACUUAAAGCAGGAGAAAUGGUAGCAAUUAUGUGGCUUAUUACUGGAUUCUUUACUCCUAUUUUUGGAUUUAUAGCAGAUAAAUAUGGUGGAAGAGCAUUUCAUGUAAAUUAUUUAUUAAUCAUGUAAGUGUAUUAUAGCAGGAAUCCUAUGUUUUGUUGCUCAUAUUACUUUAUGGUACAUUUAUCCAUUUCUAUCUUUAAUUGCAUUAGGAACAGCUAAUGCUAUUGCUUAUGCAUCACCAUGGACAGGUGUUGUAUAUUUAGUUAGACCUGAUUAUUUAGGUAAAGCUUAUGCUGUAGUUGUUGGAAUUUAUAAUGCAUUGUUUAGUAUAUUCCCUAUUAUUGUUGGAAUCUUAAGAGCUUAUUAUGGAAGCUAUUACUAUUCUUAAUUAUUCUUAUCAUUUCUAGGACUUUGUUCUUUAAUUACAGCAGUCUUAAUUAAAAUAGAAGAUGUCUAAUAAGAAAAUUUAAUUGAUGGCAAUAAAGUUAUUAGUGCAACAUCUAUUGAAGAAAAUUGUAAAUAAAAUAUUGAUUAUGAUUAAAAAUGA
Molecule: messenger RNA, 1514 nt
Organism: Paramecium sonneborni
Lineage: Eukaryota; Ciliophora; Oligohymenophorea; Peniculida; Parameciidae
Source: the annotation of a GenBank genome assembly